AAAACUUUCAUGUCAAUCGUUAACAGUGCAUACUAGACUUAUCAUAAUAAUCGCUGGUCGUUUACAUCACUAGUGGUGCUUUCUUAUGGAACAAAUUGCCAGCAAUUCUCCAAAGCAACCACCGAGAAUCUCACAGCUUCUUCCUACUGUAAAAUGUUCAAGCUGCUUGCAGCCAGUCCCGCUCGCUGACCUCGGUGACCACGUAUGUUCACCACAACCUCCUUUUACCUUACCGUCCCUUCAGAAACCGCCCAUGUCCCCAAAAUCAACAAACUCGCUUCUACCACAGAGGUUGCAGAAUAUUCUUGUUUCUAAUAGGGCCGGGGCGCUACAACAGCAACAACCCGUUACUUCCCGCACCCCGCCCCCUCAUGCUCAUCCAUCCAAGUCUUCACAACAUGAUCCUUUCCAGCGAAUACCCCCAACUGUGCAUUAUAAUCAAGGUGCUACUCGCAUUAACAGCCCGGCUAGUCCUCCGAUACCACAAUCUAUUCUUCUCAACGGAGGAACAUCAACUAAUAAACCCCAUGUUCGUUUUCCAACUCAAUCUGCUCCAGAGCGUGCCACUGCUCCAAUUCGAAUAGCAACUCCUCCCGUAACCACCAGGAUCCACACUCCUUCAAAUAAGGGAAGUCCUAGUUCCAGAUCACCCCUUAGCGUGUCAUCUUUCCCCAAUCCUUUUGAAGAUGACCCACGUCAGUCGGGUGCAUCUGAACGAACUGCAUCACCAGCUCGAAGAGAAAAUCUACCCGUUGCACCGCACGCGCCGCCCCCGUCAUCCAGGACAAGAACGCCAUCAAACGCCCCUUCCUACACUUCUAUCAUUCCACCGAGUCUCGCUCCGCGUCCGUCGUAUGAUCGCUCACGUACAUCUUCUACUCUUACGCCUAGGCCAUCACUGGACAAGCCUCGCCCCUCUUUUGACACUCCUAGACCUUCAUUUGAUACACAACGUCCUUCCUUUGACGUAUCUCGAUCUCAUCAUCCUGCCGAUGUACGGCCGCAGCCUGGGUCAGUCCCGCGUCCACCCCACAGUACUUCGACACUUCCUCCACCAGGGGGUGUACCCUUUCCGUCGUCUGCCCCUACACCACAACCACCACCCGCAACCCACUCGCCAGUGCCAGAUAGUGAACGUAAUAUUGACACAAAAUGCGGAGGUGAGGCUGGUAUGGCUGGCGUUGGACGGAGAGGGUUUGCAGCUGUGACACGAGCUGCGAUGGUUGCCGCAUCUCAUUCUCAGCUGGACAGUCGUCGAGCAAAUGCUCCCAAGUAUCUGGACCUCAACACCGCCAUGAACCACGUCAUGCGAGCCGCAAUGACACCCCCGCUCUCUCCAAACUCGGGAUACUCUCAUUCACCUGUCUCUCCUCACCCCGUGUCGCCGUUGUCGCUUCACAACACAACACCGACCACUGGACAGUUUCCAAAGACACCACUCACACCUCAUGACAAGGCUGGGAUACAGUUACUCUCAUCAUCCCCAAAUCAGAAACCCGCUCCUCUUUCGUCAUCGCCUGCUGAUAUUCAUAUUGUCACUCCAUCACGAUCGCCUUCGCCCAUUUCGAAUCCUUUCUCCCGACAUCUCAGCGGGGAAACUGUGAAUCAAUCCCCGUUUGCAGCUGUUCCUGUUCGCCUACCAUUUCUCGACGCAUUUGAUAAAGGACCUGUAAAGCACAGUUGCGAUGAUUCUGACGAUGAAAGUGUGUACACGACACAUACGGCCGAACCAGGGAGGGGUCACAGAGGUGGUACAGAACCCAUGUCCCCAUCGACUGAUUCAGAUGUGGGGCUAGCCUAUGCGGAUGAUUCUGACAAUGACACGCCUGUGGUGAUGCCACUCGAUAUACGCAAGUCAAAUGCAGUAUCUGGGAUCAACAAGGUCCAAUUUCCAAGUAUCGAAGAUAGGCACCAAUCUUUCACGGUUCAGAAGCCGCCAUCGCGGAAAGCUUCAGCUUCGUCUGCUCCUACUGCAUCCACCUCACGAACCAUUGAUGCCGGAGCCAGCCGCACGCGCAGUGCCUCGGCUGCCACCCACACGACAACACGAUCUGCUGGAGCGUUAGAACGUGCAAUGGAAACGCUGAUUGAGGAAGGAGCAUCUGUCUCGAUCCUCGCUUCAGGUUCAGUGCUCGCCUCAAUGGCUGGGCCCUCCGGGAGUCGCGCUUCAGGAAAGCCCAUUCGGUCGAAUACAGUACCGGGCCCUGUAUCACCGGAAAGUAGACCACCGAAGCUACCAGCGCGGUCCUAUACGAGCCCACACCAUCCGCAUAUUCAUUCCGAACCCGUAGGUAUAACGGGUCAAGUCGCGCGAGUACGGGAACGGUCCAAUACAAAGAAGGACCGCAUUUGUGCGAGCUGCGAUACGAAGGUCGACGAUGGGAGGUGGAUUCAGAUGGACGGCGGGAAUAUCCUGUGUGAGCGAUGCUGGAAGAAUAUGUAUCUUCCCAAGUGCCGUCGGUGUAACCUUCCCAUUGAGAAGCAGGCCGUGUCGUCUUCCGACGGUCAACUGAAAGGCAAAUAUCACAAGAAUUGUUUCAAUUGUCACGUCUGUCAGAAACCGUUUCCAGAUAAGGAAUUCUAUGUGUUUGAUGGCAAACCACUAUGCGCAUACCACUACCAUGAGGCGAACGACUCCCUCUGCGCUGCAGCCUCAUGUGGCCAGCCAAUAGAGGGUCCUUGCGCUGUCACUCAUGCAGGAAAGCGGUAUCAUCCAGACCAUCUUCUUUGUGAGUUUGAGAAUGGCUGCGGAGAGCGGUUGGCAGAGUAUUGGGAGGUAGAUGGGCAGAUGUUAUGUGAGAAGCACGCUGCAUUAGCUGGGUGCAGCAGCUGUGCCUCCUCGAGAGGCGAUAGUCCUGACCCGCAACGCAUACGUGACGAGGGGCGCGCGAGGAGGCGUAUGACGCGGUUCAUCGACCUCGGGGCUGUAGAGGAGGAGGACGUUGACAUCCGGUGAACAUGAUGGACUUGACAUAUGCAUUAAUUAACCUUAUUCUUCAUUUUUUUCUCAUUCUUUUUCCCGGACCAUUAGCAAGUGUACUCUCACAUCUUCCACAGGUUAUAAUACCCUUACACUCCCUUGCAAUCGAUAUACCGCAUAUUUCUUUUUCUUGAUACCAUUACGGGACUUUAUGAGACAUAGACGAGGCUUUUGCAUCUUCUCUAUCUCUUUCGUCGUCCAGGAUUAGGACAGAGUUAAUGUUUCCUCCUUAGUCAUACAUCUAGUAGCUGCACAAUACAUGUACUUGCACUGCAGAUCGACGCGUGAUCUUA
Suillus fuscotomentosus is the source of this 3273-nucleotide messenger RNA. RefSeq lists its product as uncharacterized. NCBI's taxonomy places the organism in Eukaryota, Fungi, Basidiomycota, Agaricomycetes, Boletales, Suillaceae. The transcript has 4 exons. Bases 86 to 2956 code for a protein of 956 amino acids. Gene Ontology annotation, cellular component: Z disc; nucleus. The record is from RefSeq and is a predicted model, not a curated record. Gene Ontology annotation, molecular function: transcription coregulator activity.